AUGUCAUCACUCCCUCCUAAUUGGAAUAGCAUGGAUGAUGCUAUUGAUGAUGAAAUUACAGAACAAUUGAUGGCAAAUAUGUUAUGGUUGAGUAAAAUGCUAGUUGAUAAACGUCAAAGUUCUUCCCAACCGAGAAAGAAAAGAAGAUAUAUCCAUAGGGAUCAUGAGUCAGGCCACAAUUGUUUAGUCGCGGAUUACUUCUCCGAUGAUCCCGUGUUUCUUGAAGACAUCUUUCGUCGACGUUUUCGAAUGAGGAAAGAAUUAUUUUUACGCAUAGUCAAUGCAUUGCAAAGUCGUUACGAAUAUUCUCAACAAAGACAAAGCGCUGCUAAUGUGUUGGGUUUAUCACCGCUACAAAAAAUCACCACAGCCAUUCGACAAUUGGCAUAUGGUGCACCAUCGGACGCAAUGGAUGAGUAUCUACACAUGGAUGAAACAACGCCGUAG
Messenger RNA from Ipomoea nil (Japanese morning glory), 447 nucleotides. RefSeq lists its product as uncharacterized. The record is from RefSeq and is a predicted model, not a curated record. Bases 1 to 447 code for a protein of 148 amino acids. The transcript has a single exon. Lineage: Eukaryota; Viridiplantae; Streptophyta; Magnoliopsida; Solanales; Convolvulaceae.